Messenger RNA from Exophiala oligosperma, 872 nucleotides. RefSeq lists its product as uncharacterized. NCBI's taxonomy places the organism in Eukaryota, Fungi, Ascomycota, Eurotiomycetes, Chaetothyriales, Herpotrichiellaceae. Gene Ontology annotation, molecular function: oxidoreductase activity. The transcript has a single exon. Bases 1 to 780 code for a protein of 259 amino acids. The record is from RefSeq and is a predicted model, not a curated record.
AUGUCAACAACACGCUUCGUCAACAAGCUCGUCGGCCAGCGAGUGCUGCUCGUCGGCGGAACGGGAGGUGUCGGCAUCAGCGUCGCCCAGGCCCUCGUCGAGUCCGGCGCCGUCGUCAUUCUCUCUUCGUCACGAGAACAAAAGGUCAAGGACGUCUGUACCGCCUUGGCCAACGACUACCCUCAAGCCAAAGACCGGAUCUCUGGGUACGCCUGUGACCUCGCCAGUGCCAAUGUCGAAGCCAACAUCCGAGACCUCUUCGGUAAAGUCGGCGAGAUUGACCACAUCGUCUACAUGGCCGGUGAUCGACUACCGAUGAUCCCCCUCGAGGAAGUCACGCUGGAGAAGUGGCAAAAGUGCAAUCAAGUCCGGACCAUCUCUUCAAUCUUGGUCGCCAAGAUCGGGUCGAGAUAUUUGAAAAAGGACCGACAUUCGUCCAUCGUCUUUACCGGUGGAAGCAUCUCUGAAAAACCAAUCGCCGGGGGUUGGUCCAUGUUGGCGCUCAUCGGUGCCGGGGUGAAUGGACUAGCGAGGCAGCUCGCAUUCGACCUCGCUCCGAUCCGAGUGAACGCUGUGGCUCCGGGAGUGAUCGAGACGGAUCUGUGGCAGGGGAUGGGCGAGGAAGGGAAGAAGGCCUUUUUUCAGGGUCAUGAGAGUAGAAUCCCUACUGGAAAAGUUGGACAGCCCGAAGAUCUGGCAGAAGCUUACCUCUAUUGUUUGAAGGAUACCAAUGCGACGGGAAUCGUGGUACAUUCCAACAGUGGAACGUUUUUGAUGUAGUAGGACGAGCUAUCGAGGUAUCGAUGUCAGGAAGUGGAACGGCGGUCGUUGGUCAAUGACGAAAGUGAGAUGGCAUGAAGUAAUGAUGAACG